GAGCGGAGCAGAACUUUCUGGCGCCAAUUGAAAGCAGGUCGCUUCCACUUUGAGACUAAGGGCAACCAGAAACAUCUACUAACAGAGACUCGUCUCUCCGCCUCCUGCCCGGCUCAAUUAUUGCUCCGGUCAACUUAAACGCCAUGAGCGGAAUGUCGAACGGGAUUCGGGUAUCACAUAACUACGUUCCUUAGUCGUAUACAAACAAACCAACUCUAUUCCGACUUGAUCUUGCUGUAAAGACACCAAUCAUCCACCUUUUGGCACAAUGACUUCCUCCAUGUGGGCAGUCACGGCACCAAGCUUUUGCGAACCGUCCGCAUAUGAGCUUUCCACGAUCCCCUUGCCGGUUGUAACAGAAGCUACUGAUGUGGUAUUCCGCGUCCACGCAGCGAGUAUCAAUCCCGUAGAUGUCAAGAAGGCAGCAGGAGUCUUUAAGCUUGCGGUUAAAGAGAAAUUCCCAUACCAAAUUGGCUACGAUUGCUCAGGAACCGUAACAGAAGUGGGACAGGAUGUCAAAGGCAUCAAGGUUGGUGACGGGAUUUACUCGCGGCUACCGGAGGCCAGCCGAGGGGCAUGGAGUGAAUUCGCCAAAUGUUCACAGCAUUACGUCACUCUCAAACCUAAGAAUCUGUCUUUCGAUGAUGCCGCCUCAUUGCCAUUGGCAGGUAUGACCGCACUGCAAACUUUGCGACGAUACGAGGGAUCAUUAUCAGGCAAGACGGUCUUCGUACCAGCUGGCUUGAGUGGCACUGGCGCGUAUGCGUGUCAGAUCGCUAAGAACGUCUUCCAUGCCGGCAAAGUGAUCACCACUGUCUCAACAUCAAAAGUAGAAAAAGUGCCGCAGCUGCUUGGUAAAGGCACGGUUGACCAAAUAAUCGACUACACCAAGGAAGACGUAUCCCAGGCCAUUCCUCGUGGAUCCGUUGACUUCAUCUUAGACACAACUGGAGACUCUAUGUCUUUUCUUCACCUCAUGACUCCGUCUACGGGUGUCAUUGUCUCUAUAGCUACGCAGCCCUCUGGCACUCAGCUCCAACAAUCGAGCGUGAUGAAGAGGCCAGAUGAUCCAAGUCUCCCGUGGCUCGCACGCAUGGUGUUGAACAUGGUUGAUUCGUAUCGGAGGGCACGUGCAAGACGCUGGGGUGUUAAAUACGAGUACUUGUUCCUCGAUCCCAAUGCCAAAGACUUGGAAACACUGGCACUCCACGCGGAAAAAGGAGAUGUCCUGCCUGUUGUUGGUUGUAAAGUUGACUUUAUGGAUAUCGACGGCGUGAGAGAUGCGUGUACAACGGUGUACAACGGGAAAGGUGGCCUUGGGAAAACGGUAUUUACUAUGAUCGCGAGUUAAGUUUAGCAGUUUCGGCACGGGCGAUAGUUUAUAGGCUUCCACGCAAUUUUCAUUAAUGACGCUUUAUCGAGGC
Colletotrichum acutatum is the source of this 1424-nucleotide messenger RNA. Its product is annotated as chaperonin 10-like protein. The record is from RefSeq and is a predicted model, not a curated record. Gene Ontology annotation, cellular component: mitochondrion. Bases 269 to 1351 code for a protein of 360 amino acids. Lineage: Eukaryota; Fungi; Ascomycota; Sordariomycetes; Glomerellales; Glomerellaceae. The transcript has 5 exons. Gene Ontology annotation, molecular function: oxidoreductase activity.